Rhagoletis pomonella (apple maggot) is the source of this 3622-nucleotide messenger RNA. It is a transcript of the gene PIG-O, whose product is annotated as GPI ethanolamine phosphate transferase 3. The record is from RefSeq and is a predicted model, not a curated record. Gene Ontology annotation, molecular function: mannose-ethanolamine phosphotransferase activity. Gene Ontology annotation, biological process: GPI anchor biosynthetic process. Gene Ontology annotation, cellular component: endoplasmic reticulum membrane. The coding region runs from base 281 to 3508 and encodes 1075 amino acids. The transcript has 6 exons. Lineage: Eukaryota; Metazoa; Arthropoda; Insecta; Diptera; Tephritidae.
AGUUCCUAAACAGCUGAUUACUUUUUUGUUUUACUUGCGAACUAUUUAGUAUUCGACAGUAUUUUUUGCAUUUAUUAUGGAAUAAUUAUUUGUGCAUUGACCGCGGAAUACUCGUACUAAGAAAAAAUACAUCAUGAGCUAAUUUACAAAAAAAUAACUGAAUAACAAUCACACGUAUUGAAAAUUAGAUUUCUCUAGUCAGCAGCAGGUUCAAUCGCGGCCUGCAACACAUUUUUUACAUAUAAGAAAAUUGCCAGUAAUUACCUAUCCAACUAAAAAUAUGUAUUAUGCUUGGAGCUAUUUGCUCGUGCUUAUAUGGCUGGCCUAUAUGCUUUCAUCUGGUGUGCUGCUCUUCUCUCGAGGUUUCCUUCUAUCACGGGUAUCUAAAGCCGACGUCAGCUCGUGUCAACGACUAUCUUUAAAUGAAAGUGAUGAAUAUUUUCUGAGUGAAGAAAUAGUUCAAGAAAUCUUCAAAGAUGUCAAUGCCACUUCCCACUUGUGUUUGCCGCAGAAAUCAAAAGUGAUUAUUUUGGUUAUCGAUGCGCUGAAACAUGAAUUCGGUGUUUACAAAGAGAACCUUACAGCUCCACUCCCAUUCGAAAAUAAGUUGACAAUAAUGUACGAUCUUAUGCAAAACUCACCGGACAAUGCACGCUUGAUGCGUUUUAAAGCAGAUCCGCCAACAACUACUCUGCAGCGCCUAAAGGGACUUACCACGGGUAGCUUGCCAACAUUUGUGGACAUGGGUUCAAAUUUUGCAUCACCGGAGAUUAAUGAAGAUAACAUUAUUGAUCAAUUGGUAAAACAUAAUUUACCUAUCGUCUUUUUGGGCGACAGCACAUGGACGGAACUAUACCCACGUCGAUUUAGGCGCUCCUAUUCUUAUCCCAGCUUUGAUAUAUUCGAUUUAGAUACAGUGGACAAUAAAAUUCAACAACAUUUGCCCAAAGAACUUGGCAAGGACGAUUGGCAAGUUUUAAUUGCACAUUUCUUAGGUGUAGAUCAUUGUGGACAUAAACACGGGCCUUUGCAUGAGGAAAUGGCACGCAAACUCGAUGAAAUGAAUGAUGUUAUUAAAUCAAUUGUAGCAAAAAUGGAUGGCGAUACAACUUUGCUUGUUAUGGGGGAUCAUGGAAUGACGGCAUCUGGUGACCAUGGGGGAGAAACCGAGGAUGAGACAAAUGCGCUUUUGUUCGCAUAUGCUAAAGGUCAUAAAUUCAUCGGUAGUGAAUUUGGUUCAGAUAACACAACUAUGCAACAGAUCGAUCUUGUGCCCACCCUCGCUGCAAUACUAGGCGUCCCAAUACCCUACUCGAAUUUGGGUUUAAUCAACUUUAAUCUCGUACCUGAUAUCAAAGUACCCUAUAUGAGCAGAUUCGAAACUCUUUUACUGCACGCCUGGCAGAAUGCGCAGCAAAUUUACAAGUACUUCUUCAGCUACGCUUUGGAGAAUAAGCGUACAUUUAGUGUCGAUGAGUUGGAGCAAAUUCAUAACGAAUAUAUCCUAUUCACUCAUCGCGUAAAAACCGUGUACAAUGAAGCUGGUUUCAAGUCAUUUGUGAGUGAUUUAAAUGCCAAUAUGAGACUUAUACUCAACACAUGUCGCGAAAUUUGGGUAAAGUUCGACGCCGUACAAAUGUCUCAAGGACUAUUGUUUACGCUGCUGCCUAUUUUCUUUUCGUUUUUGCUAAUCAAUAACUUGAAUUCCAUAGAAUUGUAUCAUAUAUUCUCACUUAAAGGCAUCACGUACACAUACCUAGUAACUAUUGCGGCUGGUUUCUUUGGAUAUCGCUUUUUCAAAAGUUUCUCCUUCCGAUCGGAGGAACAUGGCGUAAUUUUCUUUACCAAUAUCCUAAGUGCAUUUGUCUUAGUCUUCCAAAUAUUGCAAAAUUGGCGCAGAAUUGCAGACAACUGGUCAUCAGUGAAGCGUUUCGGCAAUAUGCCAACUCGAAUUAUAUUCCUUAUCUCCGUCAGUGUCUUUUUCUCCAACAGCUUCGUUAUACAAGAACCGAAAAUACUAUCAUACCUGUUGAUUGCAUGCAUUCUGCUGCUUGCCUAUGAAGUUCUGCAAAAGUGCGUGCGUCUCGAGCUCAACAAACGUUUUAGAUUGUCGCAAUUCUUACGCUCCAGCACAGUUCGGCUGCUCCUGUUUAGUGUGUUAGCUAUUAUUUUCGUUCGUUAUACGUACACGCUGUUUCGUUGUCGCGAGGAACAGGGCAACUGUGCUGACUUCUCCAACAACGCGGGUGGCUUCUCGCUUAAACGACCGGCAAGCAGUAAAACAUAUAUUUUAGCUGUGGUCAUCAUAGUACUCUAUACAACGGUAUCCCGCCUCUAUUUACGACACAGCGGCAGCCUUACUGGUGGUUCGCCGAAUGUGUGGUUGGCACGCUAUGGACCGACCAUAGCUUCGAUUUGCGCCGGUGGGCAUUUGCUACUAGCGCAUAGUGCGGUUAAAAACGUGAAGCGCACACAUAUCGACGCCAUGGCGCUCGUAAUUUACGGACUUAUGCUGAUACAGAUUGUUGUGCUAUGCGUAUCGCCGCUGCUGACAUUCUACGUUUUGCCCAAUUUUAGCACACCCAUACAAAUAAGUCCAUGGGACAACGUCAUACCACAGAUUUUUAAAAAGAUCAAGCGUAUGUAUGAUGAUGCGGAGGCGCGCGCAAAUCAAAUGGAUGCAAUGAUCUAUGGGCUAACGACCGUCUAUUCUUCGGCGACCAUUGUGUUUGGGCUGUUCCUAAGCAUGGUUUUGAUAGUAUUGCUCGAACCGCGCGCCUCAAUCGGCAUGAUUUCAUGUGUGGCGAUUGCGGUUGUCAUCAUUUUGGUGCAUUCUACGUUGCGCUAUCGCACGGCGACUAGUUUCGAAAACUGUUUACAACCCACGUUCAUCGGCAUCGUCAGCUGGUUUUUGUUGGCACACUUUUGCUUCUUUGCCACCUCGCAUCAAACUACGCUAUCGCAAAUAGACUGGCGAGCUGCUUUCGUGGGUCGUACAAGUGGUCUUGGAAAGUCGCAUUUGAUUUCUGGUGUGCUAGUUAUACUCAACACCUUCUGUGGACAGGUAUUCUUUUUCUGCAUGUACAAUCUGCUGAGCGUGCUGACAUUCUCACUUUGCGCGCUGUAUCCAAAACUCAUAAAAAGUCCGAAUAUUUCGGGUGCUGGUGGAACACCUUCUACCGCUUCGCUAGAGGGUAUGGGCUACGACAUGUUGCGUGGCGAGUUUCUGCUCUUCGAGAAUGAAGGCACUUUUCUUGGCAGUUCCUUCAAACUCGCCGUACAGUUUCUAAUACUGCAAGGCAUUAAGGUGUUCUGUGCGAUGCUGGCUUGCACUAUUCACUGUCGCCAUCUGAUGGUAUGGAAAAUAUUCGCACCGCGUUUCAUUUACGAAGGCAUCGGUACAUUUGUUAGUCUAGCUGCUUUAAUUGUUGGUUACUUUGUUAUAUUACGCAUUAAUCGUGCUUUAGAGCGGUUAAUUUUCAAGACGAAAAAUAUGAAGUUAGAUUAAGCAUUUUCUUUUUGUGUUUUAUCGUCCCUUCUUUAUUUGUUGUGUGUUUUAGGCGCAUUGCAUCAAUAAUAUUUAUUUUGAAAAGAACCUUCUAAGAUGUGCCUUUUUUAUCUU